This is a messenger RNA of Poecilia reticulata (guppy), 4637 nucleotides long. It is a transcript of the gene armc2, whose product is annotated as armadillo repeat containing 2. Lineage: Eukaryota; Metazoa; Chordata; Actinopteri; Cyprinodontiformes; Poeciliidae. Gene Ontology annotation, molecular function: protein binding. Gene Ontology annotation, biological process: sperm axoneme assembly; cilium organization. The record is from RefSeq and is a predicted model, not a curated record.
UUUGUGUGAUUCAUACCAGAUGCAGAAUUGGCUUUCUAAUAUUCUCUCCCACAGAUAAUGUAAUAAUUGUACAAAUCAAUUAUAAAAUCAGUAUCGGUAAAUUAAAAUAGAGGUUAUGUCUUGCGGUUAAAAAAAUGAUAGAAAUUGUGAAAUGCAAUGCACAUUCCUAACGCACAUAGUAUAACGUGCAUUCAGGUAGCAUUUUGAGGUGAAAAGGUUAAAGGAAAGAAGUUAAAGACAGAUGCAAGUCCUCUGGGGGUCGAACAGGGUUUGAAUGUGAAUGUGACGAGUUGAGGGAGCCCAGAAAAGAUGUGCUUCUGGUCAGUCUGAGCUAAGACACAACACCUUCUCUCGCAUCAAACCAUUCACUCCUCUAACGUGAGCAUCUCUGACGUCAGUGAUCUGGGAGUGCUACGAAUUCAUCUGAAUGGGGCAGCGUUGCCUCGUCUUCACUUGUGCUCUCCUUCGUCUCGCUCCACAGGUUAUCUCAAACAUAAACACUGUAGCAGACUUCACCGCUUAACAUGUUGGUGCCAACUGUCCUGGCAGUGCCUUUUCCCCUCCCUUAGUGACAAUGAAAUCACAGAGAACAUCUUCAUCCUCCCAUUGGCUGCCGAGCUCCACGGUGAUGCCCUGUGAUUGGGCAUGGCCAGGGUGCACUCUGGGCCAAUCAGGCUCACUGUAUCCAAGAGACUGAAGCAUGUAAGGCUAUUUAAAUCCAACCAGAGACUCGCAAGAUUGUUCAGAUGUAUAUUUCAGAGUAUAAAAAAUAAAAAGCCAGGGGGCUGAAAGCUUUACAAGUGGAUAAAUGUGAAAAUCCAGACAGACCUGAUUGGUUUUCAAAGAGGUCAGCCCAUCGAGACGGCGUUGAAGAGACACAGAAUGCAACACAAGUUAGGCGUAUGAACUUCGGCAUCUUGUGCUCUCCAUAAUUCUGAGUUUACCUUUGAAUUUUGACCAAAUCUUGCUUCCUCUCUGCAUCGAUGAUUCAUCCGAAGUAAACGAAGCUUGAAGAGUGUAAGGACAGCUUGGUGAGACUACAGCCAGCUGUCUGUAUUUAAUGGUGCAAACGGGAACAGGACUGCUGCAUCAAAGACUAACUUGCGAUUGGACCACAACUGCAGACUUAAAAACUAGAGUGUAAACCUGCGGCCAUUUUGGGAACGUAUCCCUUGUUUCAAUCGUCACAGUGUGAGUAAAUCCAAAAUGGUGGACGAAUGAAAAUGAUGAUUCCUGUUCUACUUCAAAGAACUGAAUAUUUAUUUGUUUGUGUAUAUAUUUUGCAAUAAUAACCAGCAGAUGUCAUAAUUUGGCAAGAUAUUUUUUCUGUUACUUUUAUUAAAUUUUUUUCAGAUUGGCCACAAAUUUAACCGCAGCUCGGACCAGUUUGUUGAUGGAUCAAGACUUCUGCCUGCGGGAUUAAAAUACGUAAUCUCUGUGUUCGCAUAUAAGGGAAGAGCCAACGAAUCAGAUCAUUAGCAGGAAUCUGGAUAACUUGAAUGCAAACUGAGGAGGCAAUUCUGCUAUUUAAUUUAGGUCUGUUGGACAAGCCACCUAGGCCCGAAUGAGCAGACUGAUUGAGCUCUAUGGAGACCAAGCAUGAGGUCUGCAGCGCUUUCACCCCACGGCGCAACAGUUUGAGGAAAUCAUGUGCAGACAUAGUCAGAGAAGCAAGGCAGUCUCUGCGAGUUCAGUCCACACAGCGGCCGUUCACACCAAGAGAUGGACCCAGGCGGCUUUUUGGGGCAAACUCUGUUCGAGGAGAUCAUGGCAGCAGACCGCCGUCAGCCUUUAGCCUUCAUGCUCGAAACUUUGAUGCUGACUCCAGGCCAGGCUCAGGGACUCGCCUCUCGCCUCUGAACCAUAAACCAAAGUUUCCAGACUCCAUUAAUGCUGAGGAUCCACUGAAGGACUUUCCCAAAUCCCCCAUUGAGCUGGUGGAAGCGAGGAAAGGGUUGGCAUGGUCUCAGACCCGCCUCCUCAAGUCUGCAUCUCUUACAUCGCUACUGCCUUCAGAAACAUGCACAGAUGAGAAAUUAAAUCCAGGCCCAGAGCCAAAGCGGCUGUCAGCCGAACAACUUUGCAGUCCAGACCUCUCCACGGACCGCAGAGGUCAUCUCAAAGCGAGCCAACGCAGGACACCUAGUAGAAGCAAUAAAAAUAUAAAGCCUGAUGUUGACUCAGGAGUUAGACCCACAGAGUCUGGAACAGAACAGAAAACAGAGCUUGGGCAUGGAAACGGCACCACAUGCCCAGAUGAGGAGGAUCCAGAGUCACUGGUGUGGAAUAAUGUGAUUCUUCCUCUUCUUCAAGAGCUGGAGAGCAUAGCUGCAGGCAGCUCGGAGGGCUCGGUGGACCGCCUGUGUGAUCUGUGUGACCGUCUGCAUGGCACCCUGGCUGAUGCGGACAUGCUCGGUCGACGCUGUAAGAAGAGAUCUGGGAUACUUCGAACUCUGUUCCACCUUGUUGAUCGCGAGUCUGCCCAGCUCAACCUGCACAUUGCUAAGCUCUGCCUCGCCCUUUGUGUGAGUGGAAACAACUUGCUCAACAUCUGUAAGCUCGUCUUCCAAAUCAGCCGCAGUGAAAGCAACGACAUCCUCUUUGAGAAAAUUUCCAUCAUUGAUUCAUUGUUGUCGUUGCUGAAAUAUGAAGACGUUGGUGUGUCUGGAGAAGCCCUUCUCUACUGUGUCGGUGCUUUAAAAUUUCUCUCUGGAAACAUCGCAAUCCUCAGAAUCUUGUUGGCCAAAAACUGCAUUGAAGUUGUGCAGAAACUCCUCCAGAAACUCUGCAUAGUGUCAGACUGCGACAUGACUUUAGCGGGGAACAUCCUCGUACAGCUGACAGCCACCCUGAGGAACCUUGCAGAUCAUCCUGAUUCCCGCACGCUCUUCGUCUCCUUCUAUGUAAUUCCAGCCCUCUGCCUGGUUUUGCGUCAUUACUGCGAGGACAAAGACAUUUGCACCAACAUUUCCAGAAUAUUUAGUAAACUGUCCUCUUACUCCGAGUGCUGUCUCGCUUUGGCCCGGACCCCCAACUGCUACUCUCUAAUUUUAGAUUUGCUGAGCAAACAUCACCAAAAGCAGGACCUUGUUGUACGUCUUCUCUUCACGCUCGGCAACCUCACAGCCAAAAGCGAGGAGCCUCGGCAGAAGCUCUUUCAGUGCAACGACUGCAUGCCUACGCUCCUCCGACUGUACAACAGCUACCAGAGGAGAAAUGUGUCAUCAAGUACAGUCGUGCAGAAAGAAGCACCUUCCCCCAGAGAACCUGCAGCAGCAGCUGUUGCAGCUCUGACCGACGACGUGCUGGUGAAGCUGGUCAGGGUGCUGGCAAACAUGUGCAUCCACCCGGCUGUCGGUCCGUCACUGGCUACAAACACAACAUGCAUUCAGCUUCUGACGGAGACAUUAGAGCUGAGGUGUGUGGAGGAGAGCGAGGACCUAAUGGUGAAUGUGGCCGCCGCCAUUAAUAACCUCUCCUUCUAUCAAGAAGAAAACUCUGAGAUCAGACGCAAUCAGCUCACUAUUGCAAAGUUGAUGUUGAAAUUGCUGCUUAGUUCAAGUAUGGACGCCAUGUUAGAGGCCACUCGCGUCUAUGGAAACUUGUCACUCCAUAAGGAUGUGCGGGACUUGGCUAUGCAAAAUAAAGUGCACAGGUUUGUGGUGACUCUGCUUGACUCAAAGAGAGCCGAGAUGUGUUUUUCUGCCUGCGGGGUCCUGACCAACCUCGCUCUGGACCCUCCCAACAGGGUUUGUCUCACGCUGGAGGGGGCUUCUGCAAAGUUGGUGGACUGUCUGAGAGAUUUCGGGCCAGCUGACUGGCAGUUGGCAGGCCAGGCCUGUCAGGCCUUGUGGAACCUGAUUGGUCACGGCUCCGACACGCUGUUGCACGCAGAGGAGAGAGAGAGGCUGCUGGAGAUCCUCACAGUGUACUCAGAUAAAGAGGAGACUCUGAAGUGGACGCAGAAUGAAGAUGAGCAGGAUUUCAACAGAGCAUGCUGGGAGUCAGAGUUUUUACCUGUUGCUCAAAAGUUGAUAAAGGUAUUACAUUCAGUAGAAGUGACAACCUGACAAACAGAUUUGUGGUUCCAGACAAACGUCUGUUCCUUGAAUAUGCUAAGUAUGGAGAGCUCCAGGAUAAAAAGUAUCAAAAAGUCCCAACAAAGCUUGUCAUCCAGCCUCUGUUUUGUUUGUCAAAAGCUGCUCUUUUUCGCAGAGGGUGAGGUCACAAACAUUUUACAGUCACUUUAAAGCUCUCAGGUUGGGAACAUGAAAUAUGUGGCGGUUAAUCAUUAAUGUGAGCAUGCAAAACAUAAAAUAUUAAAGGAAUCUUCAAGAAAAAAAAAAUAUAUAUAUAUAUAUUUUUUAAAUGUGUGCAUAAAUGUAACAAAAUAUAUUUUGUUUUUACCUACAUUUUGGGACCUCUGUGAAAAUGUUUUAAUUGAUACUUAAGUCGUUUUGGUUGAUAGACAUGACAUCAUAAUCCAGGUUUUAUUUUUCAGUUAUUUUGGACUUUGGAUGAACAUUUCAAACUUUUUUUCCGCAGUGGAUUUUUGUUAUUCUAUGCUGUGAUACUCAACUGAUAAUGUAAUCUUAAGCACAGUUUACUACGAAAGAAUAAAAAUGUUAUUGUCUGGA